Messenger RNA from Penicillium griseofulvum, 1026 nucleotides. Its product is annotated as RING-H2 finger protein. The transcript has 3 exons. NCBI's taxonomy places the organism in Eukaryota, Fungi, Ascomycota, Eurotiomycetes, Eurotiales, Aspergillaceae. The record is from RefSeq and is a predicted model, not a curated record. The coding region runs from base 1 to 1026 and encodes 341 amino acids.
AUGUCUUCAUAUAUAGGCGGUGUUUCUACCGAUGAGAAUGCCAGUGGUACAGGUGAUAGUCCGAACACUGCCAUGAUCAUCUUGUACAGUAUCACAGGCAUCAUCACCGCACUGUUCCUAGGAAUUAUUAUCACAGGUGCAGUCCGGGCUCAUCGCCAUCCAGAGCGAUAUGGUCCUCGUCGGAUUGCCGGACGAGUCCGACAAAGCCGAGCCCGAGGUCUAGCUCGAGCCAUGUUAGAUACUAUACCGGUUGUUAAAUUUGAUGAUAAACACGAUGACGUGGAGGCCGCGAAACGAGAUGUUGAGAUGAUGAACACUGAAGAUGCUCGCGAGCUCUCCCAUCAGGAUGGAAACACUACUGGGGUGUCAACGCCUCGCGAAUCUGAAAUGCCAACCCCAGACGAUAACGAGCGCCCCACUGCCACAGCCCCCGAAGCCAGGACCGAGAUGCCUGACGCAGGUAACUUCUCAUGUCCUAUUUGCACAGAUGACUUCAUCAAGGGCCAAGACCUACGUGUCCUACCCUGUAAUCACCAAUUCCACAUGGAAUGUAUUGAUCCAUGGUUGAUGAACGUUUCUGGCACUUGUCCCCUUUGCCGCAUCGACCUCAACCCACCCCAACCUGAAAAUGCAGAAACCGAGGAAAAUGCCGACCAAAAUGACCAAUCACAAGUAGAAGGCGCAGUCCUAACAACCGACGACGCCCGCCAGCAAGCCCGUCAGCAAGCCCGCCAUACACAUCGCCGUCUGACCAACUACCUGCACGGACCCCUCAACGCCCGACGAAUGCGCGAUGCUACUGUCGAGGAGCGUCUCGCCGCGCUGCGAAGCGUCCGCGAAGCAAACCAAGGCGAGUCUGCGCCCGAAGAAGGAGUACGUCGUGGUCUAACCACCCGGUUACGCGAUCGCUUCCGCAUUCGAACCCGCGCUCACGGUGCCGAGGGUGAAACAUCCGCUGACGCCGAUCAUGCUGCGCCUUCUCCGGCGGCUCCGGCGGCCGUCCACCUCACGCCGUCCACUGCAUGA